UUUGCCUCAGCGCGGACUUCUCCACAGAGGCGGGGCAGUCCGCCAGCUGAGGUUACGAUUACCUUCCCUAGGGAUAUUGCAGGAGGAGGGGGCACCGUCGGUAGCAGCAGUGGAGAGGGGGGUGGCACCAGCGGCGGUGGCGGUCGUGACGAUCGCGGCCACGGUGGACGACAUAGCAACAGCAGCAGCAGCAGCAUUGGUGGAGGAGAUGGCGGCAUUAGUGCUGGAGGAGGAGGCACCAACGGCCGGAGGAGCAGCAGCAGUGGAGGUGGAGGGGGCAGCAGCAGUGGAGGAGGAGGAGGCACCGUCAGCAGCUGYAGUGGAGAGGGGGGUGGCAGGACCAGUGGAGGAGGAGAUAGCCGCACAGGCAAAGGUGCCAUGUGGGGGCGAUGACGAGCGCCUCAUGCAGCAGUUCCUCACAGAGAAGCUCGAUCCGGUCAUAGCGGGUAUGACCCCGGGGGUGGCGAGGAGGACGACCGCGACGAGGGAGGUACUAGCAUUAGGUUGUGAGCCUCAGCGAGGUCGCGGCAAAGGAGUGUCCACCGAAAGUUUGGAGCACGCUCUGAGAGCAGCGACGCAUGCCGUGCAGGAGCAGACUCCAUGCAAGCGUGGAGUGCCUCCUCGUCCACGCCCUGUGCCUGUAGAGGGAGGCGCUGCACUUAGAGAGAGUUCGGGGGCGGAGGGGUUGGGGAUGCCUCAUGGAUCUCGCCGUGAGCAGACGGUUGCAGAGGCUAGUGCGAGGGUUGUUGUGUUGAGGAAGGGAGGAGGCCCUGUCACCAUCGAGGAGGAUGAUCCUGAUACGGAUGCAGCUGUGCGGGAGGAGGACGAGGACUAUGAGGGCGAGGAGGAGGGAGARGAGGAGAGCAGGAGCGAUUCCGAUGGUGACGACGACGACGACUACGAUGGGCCCCCACCUCCCCCAGGACCCCCACCGACGCGUGCAUCUACACGCUCCGCUGMGCGGACUUCUUCAUCCGCACGAGGGAGGAAGAGGUCGACAUCUGGCACUCAAGGGGGUACGAGGAGACAGAGCGGAAAGGGGAAGAAGGGYCGUUGACCWAUGAGGCCAACACUCCG
Molecule: messenger RNA, 1077 nt
Organism: Chara braunii
Lineage: Eukaryota; Viridiplantae; Streptophyta; Charophyceae; Charales; Characeae
Source: the annotation of a GenBank genome assembly